Molecule: messenger RNA, 2380 nt
Organism: Aspergillus heteromorphus CBS 117.55
Lineage: Eukaryota; Fungi; Ascomycota; Eurotiomycetes; Eurotiales; Aspergillaceae
Product: biotin--[acetyl-CoA-carboxylase] ligase BPL1
Exons: 4
Coding region: 220-2229 (669 amino acids)
Biological process (GO): protein modification process
Cellular component (GO): cytoplasm
Molecular function (GO): biotin--[biotin carboxyl-carrier protein] ligase activity
Source: RefSeq, a predicted model, not a curated record
CUGCGCAGCCGGUGCUGAAGAUCCGCUUGUCCCUGGACGAGUCAGUCUCUCUCAGUCUCUCUCUCUCUCUCUUUCCCUCCACCCGACAUCGCCCAACUCACCACUCAUCCUCUUCUUCCUCUUCCUCUUCCUCCUCCACCUCCACCGGCGGGUUCUUCUUUCUCUCCUGGGUCGACAUUGUGGUGGUGCUGUACUUGACAGAGAGUUGUUGUCGGCAAGAUGGUCUCCCCCAACCUGACCGGCAAAAAGGUCAACGUGCUGGUCUACUCCGGCCCUGGAACCACCGUCGAAUCCGUCCGUCAUGCCCUCUACUCCCUCCGCCGUCUGCUGGCCCCCCACUACGCCGUCAUCCCCGUCUCCGCCGACGCCCUCCUCCGCGAGCCCUGGUCCGCCACCUGCGCCCUGCUCGUCGUCCCCGGCGGCGCCGACCUCGGCUACGCCCGCGCCCUCAACGGCCCCGGCAACCGUCGCAUCGAGCAGUUCGUCAAGCGCGGCGGCGCAUACCUAGGCUUCUGCGCCGGUGGCUACUACGGCUGCCGGCGCUGCGAGUUCGAGGUCGGCGAUAAAACCCUCGAGGUCAUCGGCGAGCGCGAGCUGGCCUUCUACCCCGGCACCUGUCGCGGCGGCGCCUUCCCCGGCUUCGUCUACCACAGCGAGGCCGGCGCCCGCGCCGCAGAGAUCACCGUCGCCAAGGACGCCCUGCCCGCCGCCAUCGUGCCCGACCGCUUCCGAUCAUACUACAAUGGCGGCGGGGUGUUCGUCGAUGCCCCGCUUCUGGCGGACCAGGGCGUCGAGGUGCUGGCUAGCUUUGCCGAGGAGCUGAACGUCGAUCCGGGGUCUGGUGCCGCCGCCGUCGUCUACUGUCGCGUGGGCGAGGGCCGGGUGGUGCUCACCGGCCCGCAUCCUGAGUUUGCCGCCGCCAACCUCGAGAAAACCACCGCCGGACCCGAAUACCACAAGGUCGUGGAGGCGCUGGAGGCGGACGACAGGGCCCGCACCGACUUCCUCAAGGCCUGCCUGGCCAAGCUGGGCCUGCAGGUGACGCAGAGCACGACCACCGUGCCGUCGCUCUCGUCGCUGCAUCUGUCCGCGCAGGACCCGACCGCCACCGCCGACAUGCUGGCCGCGUGGGCGGACCUGAUCCAGACCCACGGCGGUGAGGAGCGCCUCAAGGACGAGAACGACACCUUCCGCAUCGAGCGGCCCGGCGCGUGGAACCUGUCCCAGCUGGAGGAGGCCCUGCCGACCGAGGGCAUCGUCGACUACAACGCCAUCGUCAAGCGGCUGGUCGUGCACGACGACGUGCCCUCGUCCAAGCUGACCCCGUCGUUCAACCACCACGCCUUCUACUCCAACCUGCGCCAGUACCAGGCGCAGUCGCGCGAAGGGGCGUCCGAGUUCGGCGCCCAUCUCGUGUACGGCGAGGUGGUGACCAGCACGAACACGAUCUUGGAAAAAAACCCCAAACUGCUACGCACCCUCCCGCAAGGGUUCACGGCGACGGCCACGACGCAGGUCGCCGGGCGCGGGCGCGGGUCCAACGUGUGGGUGUCGCCGGCGGGGGCGCUGAUCUUCUCGACGGUGCUGCGACACCCGCUGGACAAAAUCCAGUCGGCGCCGGUGGUGUUCAUCCAGUAUCUGGCGGCGAUGGCAGUGGUGCAGGGGAUCAAGAGCUACGACGCCGGGUACGAGAAGCUGCCGGUGAAGCUGAAGUGGCCGAACGACGUGUACGCGCUGGACCCGGCGCAGCCGGAGAAGCAGCAGUACUCGAAGAUCUGCGGGAUCCUGGUGAACUCGCACUACUGCGCCAACGAAUACAUCUCGGUGGUGGGGGUCGGGGUGAAUGCGACGAACGCGUCGCCGACGACGUCGCUGACGGCGCUGGCGGCGCGGUUCCUGGGGCGGGCGGCGGCGCCGGUGACGCUGGAGAAGCUGCUGGCGCGGAUCCUGACGCGGUUCGAGGCGCUGUACGUGCGGUUCCUGCGGGCGGGCUUCGACCGCGAGUUCGAGGCGCAGUACUACGCGGACUGGCUGCACAUGCACCAGGUGGUGACGCUGGAGGAGGAGGGCGGGGCCCGGGCGCGCAUCAAGGGCAUCACGCGCGACUACGGCCUGCUGCUGGCUGAGGAGCUGGGCUGGGAUGACCGGCCCACGGGGCGAGUGUGGCAACUGCAGAGUGACAGCAACAGCUUCGAUUUCUUCCGGGGGCUGCUGCGGCGGAAGGUGUAGCCACUGGUAUGAUGUAUGAAAGAGUAUCUCAGUACUUUUUUAGUAUACCAAGUACUGCGUACUGCUGUACGACGCGGGACCGACAUAACCUCUACCGAACUGGGAACGAUCGGCAAGGGUUUCUUGGAUACCCCCAAGUACCGCGGGCCCG